Molecule: messenger RNA, 1694 nt
Organism: Lolium rigidum
Lineage: Eukaryota; Viridiplantae; Streptophyta; Magnoliopsida; Poales; Poaceae
Product: tRNA-specific 2-thiouridylase MnmA-like
Exons: 10
Coding region: 6-1451 (481 amino acids)
Biological process (GO): tRNA processing
Molecular function (GO): sulfurtransferase activity
Source: RefSeq, a predicted model, not a curated record
CGCCCAUGCUGCGCGUCGUAUCCACCCUCCGCCCGCUCCUCCGGAGUCCCCUCCUCCCGGGCCCUAAACCUCUCCCCCGUCCCCGCCGGCUGCCGCGGCCGUUCCGCGCCCUCUCUUCCUCAGCACCGCUCGUGGCCUCACCGCCCAGCGCGCCCGGGGUGGAUGGGAUCACCGAAGAGCACCUCGUGCGGUGCGCGGCCGCAGGGAGGGCGCCGCUGCGGGUGGCCGUGCUGCUGAGCGGCGGGGUCGACAGCAGCGUCGCGCUCCGCCUCCUCCACGCCGCGGGGCACAGCUGCACCGCCUUCUACCUCAAGAUCUGGUUCCAGGAAGAUUUCAGGAACUUUUGGUCCGAGUGCCCGUGGGAUGACGAUCUGAAGUAUGCGCAAGCUGUGUGUGACAAGAUUGAUGUGCCAUUGGAGGUGGUACAUCUAUCUGAUGAGUAUUGGAACCAUGUGGUAUCUCAUAUUAUAAACGAGUACCGCAACGGGCGUACUCCGAACCCUGACGUUCUCUGUAACACGAGAAUAAAGUUUGGAGCUUUCUUAGAAGCAAUUGAAAACUUGGGAUUUGAUUACAUUGCUUCUGGACAUUAUGCACAUGUAGUCCAUCCAUCUGUUCAGAAUGUUGAACGGUCAUCAGAGCUCCAACUUUCGAAAGACAAGGUCAAGGAUCAAACUUAUUUCCUCUCACAUCUCUCUCAACCCCAGCUUAGAAGGCUUCUUUUUCCAUUAGGCUGUAUAACAAAGGAUGAAGUGCGCAGUCUGGCUGCUGAGAUGGACCUUCCUAACCAAAGUAGAAAGGAUUCCCAGGGGAUAUGUUUUCUUGGAAAGGUCAAAUUUAGCGAGUUUGUUGAAAGACAUAUUGGAGAAAUGGAGGGUAUACUUCUUGAAGCUGAAACUGGAGAUUACCUAGGGACACACCGCGGGUUUUGGUUCUAUACAAUUGGUCAGAGACAAGGCCUGCGCCUUCCUGGAGGACCUUGGUAUGUGGUUGAGAAAGAUGUGAAAAAUAAUGUGGUUUUUGUAUCGAGAAAUUAUUAUUCACUGGAUAAGAGGAGAAGAACAUUUCGUGUUGGAUCCCUAAACUGGUUUGGCAAUUUUGGGCCGACAAACAAUGAACAGCUCAAAUGCAAGGUACGGCAUAGUCCUGAAUUUCAUGAUUGCACCGUCUCAAAUGAGCAAACUGAAGAAAACGGAGAUGUUCUGGCAGUGCAUCUGUCUGAAGACGAUCAAGGUUUAGCAGCUGGCCAGUUUGCAGCGUUCUACCGUGACGGCACAUGCCUAGGGUCAGGCAUAAUCUUGGAUUCCUGGGAUGAGAUGAGCUUCCCUGUCUGUGCAAAGGCACUAGAAACCGCUAGGAUGGAUGACAAGUCCAAGCUGGGGAAGCCUGUAAGAAUUGUGAACUUGGAACAUAUGGUGAAGCCAGAACCGAAGCCUGUCAAGGUCGCUUGACAAGACGCGGGCUCUUGCAUCCUUCUCAUGAUUACAUCUGUGAAUCCGUGACCCUGCAAAGGUAUAUGUCGACAAUUUUGGCACGCCCCUACAAAUGCAAGCACCAGGGAAGCUCCAGAAACCACCGUUAUAUGGUGGUUACCUCACUCAUGGUCUCCUGGUGGUUCUUGAAAAGGUGGCAUCCAUUGUCGAGUGUGCUUUUCAGAGGAGAAAAGCUGCCUGUGGAUAAAAGAGGCAGUCGAG